Eriocheir sinensis (Chinese mitten crab) is the source of this 1652-nucleotide messenger RNA. Its product is annotated as collagen alpha-1(XXVII) chain-like. Bases 656 to 1015 code for a protein of 119 amino acids. The record is from RefSeq and is a predicted model, not a curated record. The transcript is spliced from 2 exons. Lineage: Eukaryota; Metazoa; Arthropoda; Malacostraca; Decapoda; Varunidae.
CCAUUGACUUACGGGGAAAGGUUGGGGAGAGGGGAUUGGAGAGAGGGGAGAAGGGGAAGGGGUGUGAGAGGUGGUCUGCUUGGGGGGAGCGGGGUGCCUAGCGGGUGGGCGAGGCGGCGUGAGCAUCGCAGCGGUGCCGGGGAUAAAGGGAUGACGUGGGCGGUCGAGAGUGAGGGAACAAAUAACAUUCUCUCCAAUACUAUAAGACACCUAACCCUGGACAUUUUUCUCCUCUUCUCCGCAGGUUGGUUACUUCUGCGUCAGGCCGGCAGCAGGAGCCUCUUAAAAGCCUUCGUUCAGCCCCGAGGAACCCUGACCAGAGACGGACGCGGGUCUGGCCACUUCCUACCGCCGACACUGUUCUGAGGCGCAUAAGUGAGUGAGGCCGACGACGUUUUGCUGCCAUGUUUCUACUUUGGAGACUGGCGACUGACUGAUUAAGUGUAGCCGGGAGGCGUGCGUCGAGACUGCCUUUGUCAGGCUGGUGAUGCCCUUGACUGUUGUCCGACUCCUCGUUACAGUUGCAUCAUGAAGGGUAAAAAUACUAUCUAAGUGACUUGGUGUUACGGUGAACUGUGACGGACUCUAGCCUCCGUGAAGACUGUGUUCCACCUGGACCAGCCUCGCUCUUCUCAACCUCCUCCACCAGAAUAUAAUGUCCAUGUUGGUGCGACGAGGAACCAUGUGUCACCGCAACUCGACGCGCCGCCUGCAGCGCAAGAACCAGCAGCAGAGGGCCGCGCUGCAGUUGCAGGGGCGGCCGGGCUCUGCUAAGGCCCGCUCCCCUGGCUCGGCCAUCCCGCAGCCACAGACCCCCGCGGGCGGUCCCUCCACCUCCAAGGGGGUGACGCCCUCCACCAGCAGGGAUGGCGUGCGGGGUUCGGGCGGGACGCCGGGCCUCUCGGGGCGGCCGUGGUCUGAGCCAACGUCCCGACGCUCCUCUCAAGGCUUCAACAGCGUAAGUGUUUCCUUUCCCCCCUCGCAUGGUGCCUAUACUCUGUUUAGCUUAAGGUGAGAAUGUGCCAGAAGAGAAGCCUAAUCCGCUAUCCUCCUACCUAACUCAACCUGAACCCAGAUUUUGUCCAACUCCCAUCGGAUCAAGGUUCAGGUUCAGGUGGUGGUCGGGAAGCAUAGCCUUUGCAACGGCGCUUCCCUAUCUUGUUUCUCUUCUCAAUCGUUCAACUUUCCACCAAUCACUAUCACCAAAGCAGCUGUGCCCAUUCCCUGUCUCCUAUUGGGAAGAACUCCUUUCCAGACGUGUUCUCACCCUUGGUUGAACGACCCCUCUUCCCCUUGUGCUCGGCGGGGGUUUGUUUCUCACUGUUAUUGCGUUGGGAGAUAGAAAUAGACGAAGGGAAAUAUAGUUAGCGAUGGAUUAUGUGGGUAGGAAAUACUGGAAAUAUCUCCGUGUAGAAAUAUUUGAGCGUGUUGUUAAGGAGAGAUUGACGAAGGGAAAUGGAGUUAGCGAUGAAUUUUGAGCGCGAGAAAUACUGGAAAUACCUGUGGAGAAAAAUUCGAGAGGACUAUUACGUUGGGAGAUAUAUAGACAUUUAAGACUUCGCUCCUCCCAGUCCAGCCCAGCCCAGCCCAGCCCAGCCCUAGUAUUUCUCCUGAGGGUAUAUUGAGGCUAGCGGUGUACUUCUAGGUGUUCU